Molecule: messenger RNA, 355 nt
Organism: Closterium sp. NIES-67
Lineage: Eukaryota; Viridiplantae; Streptophyta; Zygnematophyceae; Desmidiales; Closteriaceae
Source: the annotation of a GenBank genome assembly
UUUUCCCAUGCUUCCGCCCCCCGUAGCAGCAGCAGCAGAAGCAGCAGCAGCACCAGAAGGAGCAGCAGACUCAGCAGCAGCAGCAGCAGCAGUAGCAGCAGCAACAGCGGCAGCAGCAGCAGUGGCAGCAGCAGCAGCGGCAGCAGCAGCAACAGCAACAGCAGCAGCAGCAGCAGCAGCAGAAGGAGCAGCAGCAGCAGCAGCAGCAGCAGCAGCAGCAGCAGCAGCAGCAGCAGCAGCAGCAGCAGCAGUAUCUACAGCCAUCCCCAUCCUCCCCUCCUCUUUGAGCCGCCGCGGGCUACCCCCAGCAGUCGCCCACCCUGUGGUGUGACAACCAGAGUGCCAUUCAUUUCAC